Messenger RNA from Xylaria bambusicola, 1878 nucleotides. RefSeq lists its product as uncharacterized. The record is from RefSeq and is a predicted model, not a curated record. Bases 1 to 1878 code for a protein of 625 amino acids. Lineage: Eukaryota; Fungi; Ascomycota; Sordariomycetes; Xylariales; Xylariaceae. The transcript has 8 exons. Gene Ontology annotation, cellular component: cytoplasm.
AUGGACCCGGCCUCGAUCAAGUACUCAUCCCCGGAAGGUAGCCACCGUCGGCUUUCCCGCGAUGUCCAUCACCAGACGAGCCAACCGCCGCCAACCCAUGCUUUCCGUAUCACAACUCUCUCGUCACAUCCGAAUCUCGAUCUGACUGCUGUGGAUACUCAAGACCACGCCUACCAGCUUCAUCCACGUCCAAACCUUCUCUCCACCACGCCUGGUGCUCAUCCCGACUUCGGCCGCGCCCAUCAUUCUUCACACGAUGGCUUCGACCGUGAUCACCCGCCACCGCCGCCGCCGUCGGCCCGCAUCCAUCGACGCUCGUCCAACCCCCAGUCGCAGCCUCCUCGUCCGCACCAUACGUCACCAAGCUCUCUACCUCCCCACUCCGGACCGUCGAGUCAGCCCCAGUUCGGUCUCACAACUCCUAGCAUCCCCACACCCCAGCCUAGUACUAUACCCCAGAUCAGUUCAAGGGAGGCUGUAUUCGGCCCUCGGCCUAGACCGCCAUCGGUCGUCACCAUUCCCGAGCCGCCGGCCGAGCGACCACACGGCCAAUUAGUGAACAGAAUAGUGAUCGAUCCGCCCAACUUGGAGACUUGGCGUGAUAAGCUGUUCCAUGUUGAUGACAUGAUUACUUUGACAAAUGACGAAUUUGAGACCUAUUUCCCCCAUAUUGAUAAUGUCUACUCACAUCGGUCAACUCAGAAAUACAAGCGCAAAAAUUUCGUUUCACACUACUGGGACUGUCGGAUGAAAGGACGGCCGCCUGGUACUCCUAAGUCGGAUGAUCCUGCUAAGAAGAAGCGAAAACGGUCUGCGCGGGAACGUGAUCUGUGUGAUGUUAAAAUCAAGAUUACCGAACAUUUUCCUGAUGCAACAUUCUCGGUGGAUGGUAACAUUAAUAUCCCUUCCACUAACAGCUUUCAAUCACUGCACCAAUUCCCAGAUGGUGUGGUGCGACGUAUCAGCAGUCAGAUCACCACCAACAAGUACUGGACCAUCCAGAGGGUGAACGGGAAUGGAGGUAAUGGUAAAGGGGAUGGUGUUCCGGGCCCCCAUAAACAUACGCUGCAGAAAAGCGACGAGAUCAAGAAGUCUACUGUGCAGAGAUUCCUCGCUGCGCAGGAGAAAGAAGCCAGGAAAGGACAGAAGACGAUACUGCAGAAGCGGCCAUCUGGAAAUGCUCUCGUAACAGCCAGGAAACACUCGAAAGAGUCGCUGCUAAAACUCUACGCAGCAAGUUUUUGCCCCUUCUCUCAACGGGUAUGGAUUGCUCUUGAAGCGAAGAACCUACCAUAUCAGUACUGCGAGACAGAUCCCUUCCAGCGCCCAACUCAUUUGCUCGAGGCGAAUCCUAGGGGGUUAGUCCCGGCUAUUCGCCAGGGCGACUGGGCUAGUGGAGAGAGUGCAAUUAUAUUAGAAUACCUCGAAGACUACGACCGAGGGGUUCCUUUAAUGCCUACAAACCCUAGACUCAAAGCAAACUGUAGAUUAUGGAUUGACCAUGUCAAUACAAAGAUAGUCCCAGCAUUCUUCGCCUUGGUGAAGACGUCGGACAUGCAAAGGCAGACUGAGUAUAUCGAUAAGCUCCAGGGCGAUAUACUGGCAUUGGUUCAAGCUGCCGAUGAACAGGGUCCUUACUUUCUGGGCGGUGACUUAUGUCUUGUCGACAUCCAUCUCGCGCCUUUCGUCAUCCGAAUGUCGCGUAUACUCCGCGAGUUCCGGAACUGGCAGGAUCCUCUACCCGGCACGCGCUGGCGACAAUGGUCUGAUGCACUCGAGCAGAAUCCUCAUGUCCAGGCCACCACGAGCCUCGAUGAACUUUAUGUUGAGACAGUGGAUCUGUUCAUUGGAUCAUCGCGUUCGCAGCGGGGAGACUAG